AUGACAGGGUUUGGGGUCCUCACGCUGCUGCUGCCCGUCCUGCUGGGCUGGGCCAGCUGCCACCCUGUCCCUGGAAGGAAGAACUUCAACAAGCUGCUGCUGAUCUCCUUCGAUGGCUUCCGCUGGAACUAUGACCAGGAUGUGGACACCCCCAACAUGGACCGCCUGGCCCAGGAGGGCGUGAAGGCCAAGUACCUCACACCACCCUUCGUGACAAUGACGUCCCCGUCUCACUUCACCACCAUCUCAGUACAGUGUAAGAUCACAGGUACACUGGGUGUGUCAUGUUGCAAGAUGGUGCCAUUGCAGCUCAGAAUGCAGGCUGCGGACUUGGACACCUGGAGCAGGAUCCAGCCAGCUCCACCCUUCUCCAGCUGCAUGACCUUGGGCAACAACCUCCUCUGGGGGAGGAAGACAGCAUCAUUCCACUAUCCUGGGGGAGGUGCAAAGUACAAAGGGGAGGCUGUCCAGCGGUCCCUGGUGGAGUCUCACACUCACCCAGACAGCAAUGAGACAGAGUGGAGGGAGAACAUCGAUAUUGUCAUGAACUGGUUCACUAAGGAAGACUUUGAUUUUGUGACUCUGUACUAUGGAGAGCCAGAUAACGUGGGACACAAAUUUGGGCCUGAGACGGAGAACAGAAGGGUGAUGAUUCAGCAAAUUGACAGAACCAUCGGGUACCUGGUGGAAGCCAUUAAAAGGCACAGCUUGACCAAGCACCUCAAUGUCAUCAUCACAUCAGACCAUGGCAUGACCACAGUAAAAAAGAGCCCAAAUGUCACUGAGAUCCUCUUGACAAACUACAUCAAGUUCAAGGACUUGGUCAAGUUUGAUAUCGUGGACUAUGGUGGCUUUGGGAUGAUCCUGCCCAAACCAGGGAAAGAGGAAGCUGUUUACCAAGCACUGAAGAAUGCACAUCCUCACCUCAAUGUGUACAAGAAGGAGGAAUUCCCAGAACGCUUCCAUUUUGCUAAACACAAGCGGGUGCUGCCAAUUGUGAUGUACGCUGACUCUGGUUAUAACAUCAAUGGGGUGAGUCGAUUCUAA
Messenger RNA from Felis catus (domestic cat), 1047 nucleotides. Its product is annotated as ectonucleotide pyrophosphatase/phosphodiesterase family member 7-like. The coding region runs from base 1 to 1047 and encodes 348 amino acids. The transcript has 4 exons. Lineage: Eukaryota; Metazoa; Chordata; Mammalia; Carnivora; Felidae. The record is from RefSeq and is a predicted model, not a curated record.